Molecule: messenger RNA, 495 nt
Organism: Jaculus jaculus (lesser Egyptian jerboa)
Lineage: Eukaryota; Metazoa; Chordata; Mammalia; Rodentia; Dipodidae
Gene: Bglap
Product: bone gamma-carboxyglutamate protein
Exons: 4
Coding region: 79-378 (99 amino acids)
Biological process (GO): bone development; osteoblast differentiation; regulation of cellular response to insulin stimulus
Cellular component (GO): extracellular region
Molecular function (GO): hydroxyapatite binding; structural constituent of bone; calcium ion binding
Source: RefSeq, a predicted model, not a curated record
UCUAUAAAGAGUGCCCACGGCUGCCGGGGGCAGAGCAGCUGAGUGCAGAGCCACAUCCUGACAGUGCUGGCCGACAUCAUGAGGACGCUCACUCUGCUCACCCUGCUGGCUCUGUCCGCACUCUGCCUCUCUGGCCCAGCAGGUGCGAAGCCCAGUAGCCAGGAGUCUGACAAAGGUGCAGCCUUCAUGUCUAAGCAGGAGGGAAGCGAGGUAGUAAAGAGACUCCGGCGCUACGUGGACCAAGGGCAAGGGCAGGGAGUGCCAGAUCCCCUAGAGCCCCAGAGGGAGGUUUGCGAGCUCAACCCCAACUGUGACGAGCUGGCGGAUCACAUCGGCUUCCAGGAUGCCUACCAGCGUUUCUACGGCACCACUGCCUAGGGUGUGCGAUGCCCUGGGACCACGCGGCAUGCUGGCAGGACUCACCCUCCCUGUCUCCCUCUCUGCCCUGCACACGUGGGCAGCACAUGUGCCCCACAAUAAAGUCUAGAGGAAGAA